GCCGACCAAGGCUCCGAGCAGCUUCCGGGCCCCGCGGGCCGCACUGACUCGCCCCGGCCUGCCCGCAGCGCGGCCUCCCCGCGCGGUUCCUCCGUCCCGGCCCGAGCUCGGGCCUCGUCCCCGGCCCCGUCCCAAGUCCCCAGAGCAUGGCCGGCCGCUGGAGGGGGCCCCGGCGGCCCGGCCUGGUCUUCCUGGCCGUGCUGCACUGGUGCCUGUGCGCGGCCGGGGCGGACAUCGCGAGCCAGGAGUACUACACGGCGCUCAUCAACGUGACCGUGCACGAGCCCGGCCGGGGCGGCCCCUGGACCUUCCGCAUCGAUCGCGGCCGCUACGGCCUCGACUCACCCAAGGUGGAGGUCAGGGGCCAGGUCUUGGCUCCCCUGCCGCUGCAUGGAGUUGCAGAUCAUUUGGGCUGUGAUCCUCAAACACGUUUCCAUGUCCCACCUGACAUCAAACAGUGGAUUGCUUUGCUGCAGAGAGGAAACUGUACAUUUAAAGAGAAAAUAUCACGGGCAGCUUUCCACAAUGCUGUUGCUGUAGUCAUCUAUAAUAAUAGAUCUAAUGAAGAGACGGUCACUAUGACUCACCAAGGAACUGGAGAUAUUGUUGCUGUGAUGAUUACAGAAUUGAGGGGUAAGGACAUUUUGAGUUAUCUGGAGAAGAACAUCUCUGUACAAAUGACAAUAGCUGUUGGGACUCGUAUACCAGCAAAGAACUUCAGCCGUGGGUCUCUAGUCUUCGUGUCAAUAUCCUUUAUUGUUUUGAUGAUUAUUUCUUCAGCAUGGCUGAUAUUUUACUUCAUACAGAAGAUCAGAUACACAAAUGCCCGGGACAGGAACCAGCGUCGUCUUGGAGAUGCAGCCAAGAAAGCCAUCAGCAAAUUGACAACAAGAACAGUAAAGAAGGGUGAUAAGGAAACAGACCCAGACUUUGAUCAUUGUGCUGUGUGCAUAGAGAGCUACAAGCAAAAUGAUAUUGUCCGAAUUCUGCCCUGCAAGCAUGUUUUUCACAAAUCCUGUGUGGACCCCUGGCUUAGUGAACAUUGUACUUGUCCAAUGUGCAAAUUGAACAUUUUGAAGGCUUUGGGAAUUAUGCCAAAUUUGCCAUGUACUGAUAAUGUAGCUUUUGACAUGGAAAGGCUUACCAGAAGCCAAGCUGCUAAUCGAAGAUCAGCACUUGGUGACCUUGCCAGUGACAGCUCCCUUGGCCUUGAGCCACUGCGCACUUCGGGGAUGUCUCAACUUCCUCAGGAUGGGGAGCUCACUCCUCGAACAGGAGAAAUCAACAUUGCAGUAACAAAAGAAUGGUUUAUUAUUGCCAGUUUUGGCCUCCUCAGCGCCUUCACUCUCUGCUACAUGAUCAUCAGAGCCACAGCUAGCUUGAAAGCUAACGAGUGGGCACUUCUUUCAUCGGAACUCUUUGUCCCCUCGAAGCCUGGUUUACGAGAGCGAAUUCUCCAUGAUUGAGCCUUCCUUGGACAUGUAUGAUGACAACAAAACCUGAAGAAACCUUGAUGUUUGGGGUCACUCUUUUGUUGGUUUCUGAUCAUUCUUCUUUUGUAUUCUUCUGUUGGUGUCUUGUCCUGGAGGAGGAGCUGCUGCAUUUCCCACAUGGGGGUUGGGUUUCCAGGCUAAGAUCCAAAGUUCACCCCAAGAUGGGACUACCCUGCAACAAUGCACCAUCACACAUUGCCCUUCCACGGUUGUCCAAUCUCACAAGAGGAGUGAGCUACAACUGGAUACAAGAGGCUUAGCCCUGGCUCCCCAGGGUCGUUGUGUGCUGAAGAUGUCUUCUUUUUUUUAAAAUAAGCAUGUACUGCUCUGUGUGAGUGGAGUUUGCCUUUCUAAUAGUCCUUGUGAUCAAGAGUUCCAUUGUGUGCCCAAAUCUACCAGGUGAUGUGUGUUGGCUUUUUUCCAGUAAAGAAGAUAAUGAGCUGCUGCCCAGAUCUCUCUCCAUUAUCUCCUUUCUCUUUUUGUGACAAGGCCUCUUUCUGAAGGGACUGGGGAAAGGCCAUGUACCUUUGUCCUUGUCACAUGACUACUGGCAAAGUGGCCUAUCCUUAGAGCCAUGAUGGGUGCCAGCAGUGAAGAAUGGACAGCCAUCCACAUGUUCAUUUUCCAACUUCCAUUUUUGAGCAUGAAGUCACUUUUCCAGUCACUGGAAUGUCGCUCCAGCCGUGCCUGCCAGCCCACGUUCUAAGGGAGAUGGGACAAACAUCCCUGUUCUUUUUGGUUGGUUCCUAAGUACUUGGAAUCUCACGCAGGACGGCCAGUGGUUAGUGGAUUCUUUUCACUGUGGGGUUAAACCAUCCCAUUCUCUGGUAUGAGAGCAAAUGAAUACCACUCCCUGGUCUGGUUUGGUGUAGCAACAGUCUCUCUCCUGCCAGUACUUAUAAUGGAAAAGAAGACAGCAAAGUGGGACAAACAGGGAAGCUUACAUAUAGACAUGCAGAAAGGAGGCAUCUUGUAUUCUUUUGUCCAGCAGGAAAAAAAGGAAAUGCUCUCUUAAAGCAAAAACAAUAAGGUUUGAGACAAGAAAGACAUGUAUGUGUGUGUUUGACACCUAACUGCCAGCAUCCUUUGAUGAGCAAAUCAACCCAACAUAUCUAUGCACCUUUUGCUAUACUAGUUUAAUCUGCUUCUCCAUUUUAAUCAAAGUUACUGUAUGGAAAGUUACCGAUGCUUUUGUAUCAUUAUGUGAAGGAAAAUUUGCAUCUCUGUACAUCUUGACUUAGUUCUAACGGGGAACCCAAAGAAAGGACUCCUCUGCCUGAUUACUUUUAUGGAAUCUGUAGAGCAUACAUUGAAGAGGGGUACUUGCUUUUUUCCAUAUGCAACCAGUCAUUUUUAGCAUGUGUCCUACUCUAUAUAACGUGUUGAGGCUGUGACUUAAACACAAACAAAACCCUCAGUUUCAAUCAAAACCCUCGGUGAAGUGAGGCAGUGAUAUUCUAGCAGAAGAGCCUUCCCUGACCUAAUUCCACGUCUCUCCUCGUUAUAGCUUGAGGCUGGAGAAAGGCAGACUUUUAAGGAAUCGAUGGAUUCAUAUUUUACCGUUACUGAGCUAGGUGUGGUCUGAUUGUUGGUGGGGGAAGGAGAGUUCCUUUUUAUUAUGCUCCUUAUACUGUAUAAAUAUUUUUUAGGGACUGGGUUUUAAAACAAAAUGCAGGUUUGGCAAGGGAAGCCUUGACAUUGUGGGUGGGCAGUUUCAGAGCAAAGUCAGUAAUCAUCAUAGCUCAGUUAUAGGGACCAGGGUGAGGGUGAGGGAGACCAGCCACCCAGUUUGGCUGGGAAGAAGCUUUCAUUCAGUGUCUCAGUCAUUGUUGGCUAUGCAGCACCUAGGGAGCUCUUCCAGAAGAGCUACUUAGACUAACCUCAAAUUUCAAACUGAGCCCCAGUUUUGUGAAAAUGGUGGCCUUCUUUCUGUGCGAGCAAAUAAAGAAAUAUCAAGUUCUCCAUUGGAGAAGUGGACCUGAAAAAGUCAGUAGUGAAGACAUGUAACUAAAGGGUGUCAGUCUUGACUUCAAGCAAUUCCUUGGACUAAAGGAACUCUUGCCCAGGGAAAACUCAAUUGCCAUUCAUACCACUGGGCUAGAUGCCUCAUCACCACUCUCUUUGGAACAGAUUUCUCUGAGCAGAGUCGGGCUGGGCAUGGUUUCCUCUCCAGGGGUUGGAUUUGCCCAUCUAGGACUCUUCUCUGGUUCUGCAGUGUUACCAGAUUGACUCUUGUAUCACCAGCAGAGUGGCUAUCAACAACAGAAAAUAUGCCCAUCUAAUUUCAGAAUUUCCUUCAAGAAAAUGAGGUGCUUGGAGAAAGAAAAUGAAUCCAAAUGGGGUGGUGGAGGGGGAGCCACUUGAGAAACAGACUAACUCCAGUAAUCCCUCAUUUUUACCACAUUCUUCCCAUCCUUAUUCUGCACUCCAUUUUCCCAGGGACAGUCAGAAUCAGCCUAUCCAAGUGUGCCUCAUCAUCAGAUAGUUGGCCACCAAGUAAUGAUAUUUUUUUUUUCAGCCUCAGCCAUCCAUGAAGAGCCUCUACUAAUGUGUAAAGAGGUUUCAAACUGCACUGGUGGAGAGGGAUGGGUUACCCACACUGAUGAAAUCGCCCCUCCCUUAAGUAUUAAAGUGUUCUGAACCGCAGUAUUCCCUGAGCCAGGGCUAACUGCGAAGCUGCUUCCUCCUCUGGCAUUCGGUGGCUCCAGUACUAUGGCCCCAUGGGCAUAAAAUAUUGGGAUUAAGCCAUGCAACAGGUGCUGAUCAGGGGAGCCAGUAAAUGAGUUGCUGGGUCUCAGUAGCUUCCUGAGGAAGAAGCUACCUUGGAGCCCUUUCCAAUGCCCUUCCUCUGCUUCUGUACCACCUGGUACAGCCCCUGAGUACCUUGAACUGUUGAUUCUACAGCUGAUUCGAGAAAGUGGAUAAAGGAAGCAUGUUUCUUGUCAGCAAGCAUGUUCUUUUUUUUUGCAAAUCCCUGGGCUAACUGCUAUACUUAUAAGGCCCCCAGUGGUGUUAGUGGAGUUGUUUCCUCCCUAACUAGGAAAAUUCAUUCCUUCAGAAACAUCAUAGGAGAGAAACAAGCUGCCAUUGCUUUUGUUCUCUUUAAGUUAUGCUACCCACAGAAUGCAAUCAUAUGAAUAUGAUGGUGGGAUUGCCAACCAAAUGCACUGACAAGUAUGAGCAACGUCACUCUUUUGCAGGAAGAAUUGGCUGUUUUCAAUUAGCUCUUUCCCAUCUGCUUUGUAAGAGUUGAAUCCUGUCCUAUUUGUAUGGUCUUCUUACAUUUGAGAUAUUUCACUGACUGUAUUCAGUAUUUAUUGGUGGUCAUACGUGCAUCUUAUUGCUAGACAUCUCUAAUCUCUAGGCAGCUAUUUCUAAUGCAGAGAAGCAGGCAGGUUCCAUGUAAAAGGGCCUUGGGUCUUGCUGUUCUCCCUCAGCCUCCUGUUGAUUCCAGUGCUGGAUCAUUUACAACUGACUGCUGUGACUUCGGAUUCCCUAAAUCAAAUUCAUUGUUCCAAUUUGCAAUCCCAGGCCCAUUCUUGGCCAAUCAGGAAACCUAGCGAUUUACUUAAUCUUGUGAGUGCCACCUGCAUUCUUAUCUAAUCACUAAUGACUUCCUUUCUUCCUAGACCAUGAGGAAAGCAAAGAAGUUCAAAACAAGUAAAGCCAGGGAUCCUAUCUCCUCAAAAAUGAUACAAAGAUUAAGUCCUUCCAUGAUAUGCUUAUAGAUGUUAAACGGUGACCCAAACAUAGAAAUAAUUCCCUUUCUAUAGUAUUUUACAGUUUAUAAAGCACUUUCCUCACUACAAUCCUGUAAUAUAAGUAGUUUCAAGUAUGAUUAUCCCCAUCAUCUAGAUGAGGAAACAAUAUCAGAAGUAGAAUGAUUUGCCUAGGGUCACAGGGCUAGAGAAUGCUUGAACCUAGACUUAAACCUAGGCUCCUGACCCUAAUAAUAGGUUCUUUCUGGCACAACAGACUAACUCUGGUCCCCAUGAGCUACUUGCAUAUAUAUAUAUAAUUUCCUCCCCAAAGUGCAACAUGCAUGGUGUUGGAGAGAAAGUCCUGAACUUGGAGUAAGAAGUACAAAAUCCAAGCUCUGUUACUUACUCUCUGCAUGACAUUAGGCAAAUCACUUAACCUCUCUGAGCUUCAUGUUCCUCUUUUAUAAAAAUGCUAACAAGAAUCUCCCUAUUGUCUAUUUUAGAAAAAAAAUACAAUGCAGACAUAGACCAGUAGAUGUGCUUGCUAUCUCUGCAGGAAUUCUCCAAAGGCAACCUCUGUUAGGGAAAGAAAUAUAAACCUUGAAAAUGAUAGCAUGUUUCCCUAGAAAUCCAAUGACAGUAUUUGAAGCCCCACAGGGCCAGAUAUUAUUAAGAUUUGUAAAUGAUUGAACUCAAAGUCCACUCAGUCCUUAGAGGAAAUAUAUGCUAACCGCAAAUUCUAAUAAUAACUGAUGGCUGGUGUUUUAAAGAUUACAGGAGGCAUAUAUAUAUAUAUAAUUUGAAACUCACAAUCCAUAGUCCAUGAGGUAGUUAAUACAAAUAUUACUAUCCCCAUUUUACAGAUGAGGAAACUGAGGUAAAAGAGGUUAAGUGAUUUGCCCAUGAUCUCACAGCUAGGAAAUGCCAUUCUUCCUUAGAGAAGGUUAGCUUUAAUUCAAAAAAGACAAAUGCCCUCCCCUUUCUGAUGACAUGGAUAUCAGCUGCUUUGAGAAUGAAGUUGUUUUCCCCCUUCAUGUCUACCAACCUAUUUACUCAGUAUCUUAAAAUCAACUAGCUCUUUAAUAGGUCAGGUACAUGGCCAUGAGAAAGUCUGUGGAAGAGAAGCUGGAAAAUGCUUCUUGGACCAUAAACAUUCCUAUGAUGUUCACUGAUUGCUUAGUGUACUACAAAUAGUAAAAGCUUAAUAAAUGCUCAUGGAAUGUUGAGUUAAUAUGAGUGGGGUUAGAACCAAUUUUCUGGAUAACAAGAAAUGAUAAUUCACAUGAUGAUAGUGCUUUUAGAUUUUCAAAGCACUUUUCUCCUCUAAGGGAAGUACUACAAGUGUUACUAUCCCCAGGACACCAAGGGACAGAAACAAAAAUUAUUUGCCCAAGGCCAGAUGGCAGUGAGUGUCAGUCUUGGGAUCUGAACCAAUAUCCCCUGACUCCAAGUCCAGGGUGCUUUCAACUACUCUAUACUGCCUCUCAAGAGAACCGAAAAGGCUACAUUGGGCAUUGUGGGCAAAAUGACAAUAGAAUAAAGACCAAAACAAAAUAGGGUGAGGGAGAAAAAGGCAAGAUCUGUUUCUGCAUUUGGGAAAUGGAAUUGUCUCUUCUUGAUUUGUGAAGCAGCAGAAAGAGGAAAGUGAAGACCACCAAAUUCUCAAGAGUCCUUGUGCGUGGAUAUGUAAUUUACUCAGUACUCUUGGGUUCUGUCCCCACAUCUUUUCCAUUAACUUGCCAUGUGGCAUGUCACUUAACUUCCUUGGCCUUACCUACCAUGUCAGGUCAACCAUCCUUGUGUUAAGGAAGAGGUUGAAGAGAUGCCCUGGAAAAGGGGAGGUAGAAAGGCAAGUCAAUUCAAGAAAGCCAAUCUUCAGUAGUCUGACCUAGACACUGCCCUUUGUGGAAUCAUACUUUCUUGAGGUGGGCAGUAAAUCCUUGGCAUGUCACCCUCUGCAAAUGCCCAUGUUUUACCCCAUGUGGUUCAGAAAGGAGCACCAUUUUCCUUCAGGUGCCUCUGGGGAGUUUUAGGCACCUACCAUAGCAUCUAAUUCUCCAGUGGAGAGAUCCAACUGGCUCUUCCAGCCAGCAGGUCUUUUGCUGACCAUGCACCACAACUAAAUCAAGUACUUUGUGGAGCUCCCACCAAUCUCUGAUCUUGGCCAUGUACACUGUCCCCUAGUCUGUGCAUAUCCCAGACUUUGUCUCACCUUCUGCACCCAGACACCAGCUGCCCCUUCCUGCCUAUCCCUUUUGGGAAUGCCAACCCUCAUUCUGUGAUCUGAGACUGAGUGAAGGUGUUUCUUUUCAUCCAGUAAGCCCUGACAGCAUUGAACAGCACUGAAUUUGAUUAUUCCAAGUUGUUAGCAACUUGAUUUGUGAAUGCAUUCUGUACGGCUCAGGUCCUCGUGUUUCUCUCUACUCUUGACCCAACACAGGGAUGAAUUAGAAGCAGGAAUAUAUGAAUCUCUUGAGAAAAACCAAAUGUCUCUUCCUCUGGCCCUGGAGUGAUAUGAGGGGAAAAUUCUCCUCCACACUUGGGACAAAUGAGUCAUGAGCAAUCUUGUGGGGGAUUUUCUUUCAUAAUCGGUUCAUUCUGUACCCAGGAUUAACAGUAGGAAAAGUUUAAAACAGGCAAGGCCAGAACCUUUGUAGAGUGGGGGGGGGGGAGAAUCUUCCAUCUGACCAGAAUUCUCCAGGCCACAAUUUCCUUAUGAACAUGGCUUGCUGUGCUCUCAGAUCAGUAAUGCUGGCGCAGUAGAACUGACACAUUCCUGAUCAAUGCACCACUUUGCUUGCUAGGCAAGAGCAUGUGUGUCAGGAAGGGAAGGAUCAAUGACCUUGGUGGGACUUAAUUAGCUUUGUCUCAAGCUCAGCAAGGCCAUUCACCAGCUACUAAAGACUUUUAUGAUCAUCUGUUCUAAACCCCAGCAUUCUUUCUAAAUCAGCUGCUUGGGAGCCAGAGACAGUUUUAGUGAAUUCUCAAGAGCUAUUUUUACAUAAUUAACAGGAUGCAAGAGCUCUUUCUGCUUUCCCUGCUUUCUGCACUGGCCACCUCCUUCCUCUGACUUUCAUUUAGACCUAAAGGAAGUCAGUGUGUGCCCCACCAGGAUAUUACCAGUGACUGAAGAACUUGGCCCAAGAGGCACCACCACUCCUAAAAGUCAUAAUCCUUUCUUUCUUCUAAGCAAGCAUCCUUUUACAGCCUGGACACAAGCAAAUGGCUCCACUUCCAAGAUUUAUGCACCAUCAUGAUCCAGUGCCACAGCUCUGCCUUUGGUGUGAGGUGAAUGAGGCUGCAAGUCUGUGUCAUGACCUCUUGGGCUAGAAAGAGUAGGUAAGACAGGGCCUCCAUCUGGCCAACUAGCAAUGGCAAGUUUUGGCAAUAACUUCAACUCUCUUCUUCUUCUAAGAUGUUAUUCAGGGGAAGGACUUGAUUUUCAGGGAAUGGGGCGAUCCUGCACAAUUUUCAGUUAGGCUGAGUCUCAGAACAUCACCUUCUCUUGGGUAUAGAGUGGUCACUGAUCCAGCUAAAGGGAGGGACAGAAUAGAGGAGAAAUGGCUCCACAAAGUAAAAUAUUAGUCAUAUAAAAAGGAAGAAAGAGCUACUGCCCAAAGUAGAAAAAAAUCCCACUGAAAACCUUGACAACUGUAACCACAAGUCCAUUAGGAUGAGCUCACAUCUAAGGUGCCCCAAGGUCAUGCCAUGAUGAGCCCCUGGCCACAAGGAUCCGUGUGAGAUAUUAAACCCACCAGUUGGGGCUUUGGGUCAGGAAAGACCUGCCAAUCUAGGUCACCGAUAACUAUGCACAAAGUCUAAGAAGGUAAGAGACAAAAAAUAUUUUUCUACACUAGCACAGGAAACUCUUAGGAGGAGGAGAAGGGUCUUUCCAAUAAUCCUCAAUAUGGAAAGCAGCAUAUUGACUUUGUCCUAAAAGAUGAGAGUCAAGAUUCUAUGCAUUUGAAGCUGUAUUUACUCCAGAAUGGAUGGAGACAGAAACAAUGGGUAUCCUAUACUAAAAAACAUAUGGUUGAUAACUGGAUAGAAUGAGAAGGCCUCUGCCUUGUAUUGAGAUGGCACCUGCAAGGAAGUUGUGGAAGCCCUUGGGAAAUGCAGCUUGACAGCAGUAAAACUCAGUGCACAUGUUUUGAUGUCAGUAUAAUACAAUAGUGAUAUUCUGCGGUAUAUGCUGACAGGUGUAUACCUGUGGGUUUGGGUUUGCUAAUGUAAUACAUUUCAAUAAAAACCUACUG
Dromiciops gliroides (monito del monte) is the source of this 9450-nucleotide messenger RNA. It is a transcript of the gene RNF130, whose product is annotated as ring finger protein 130. The record is from RefSeq and is a predicted model, not a curated record. Bases 147 to 1466 code for a protein of 439 amino acids. The transcript is spliced from 9 exons. NCBI's taxonomy places the organism in Eukaryota, Metazoa, Chordata, Mammalia, Microbiotheria, Microbiotheriidae.